This is a messenger RNA of Papilio machaon (common yellow swallowtail), 1854 nucleotides long. Its product is annotated as solute carrier family 35 member F5. The transcript is spliced from 10 exons. The record is from RefSeq and is a predicted model, not a curated record. NCBI's taxonomy places the organism in Eukaryota, Metazoa, Arthropoda, Insecta, Lepidoptera, Papilionidae. Bases 278 to 1690 code for a protein of 470 amino acids. Gene Ontology annotation, biological process: regulation of peptide transport.
AAAAUAAGAUAUUUAAUUUGCAUAAACAAAGUAAUUAAGUGAUACAGAGUGAGCAAUCGGAGUUAAAUGAAUAAGUAAUAGUAUUGUUUUUACGACAUUACUAAUUAAACUAUUCAAGUGGUGUUGUUUUUCCAUCUACAAAUGUAAUUUCACAAUAUUGUUUUUUAUUCAAAAUUAAGCAUUCUUCGCACUGUUUCUUAAAAUAAUGAAACCAUCCAGCACGUGACGUCGAAAUUCUGUUGUUUUUUUCACUAAAAAACCUUAAAACUCUUCUUAAAUGUUAACUUUAUGUCACAACUAUUUUCAAGUAACUCCUAAUUCUAAGAACAAUAAAGAUGUUGCCCAGCAUCACAGUAAAAAGAAGUUUGUGUUUGGUGUUUUUAUUUUAUUCUUAGUUUCUGUUUUGUGGGUGGUGUCAUCAGAAUUCACAAAGUAUCUGUACAUUGAGAAGAAACUCGAAAGGCCCUUUCUUGUUACAUAUGUACGCAGUUCACUAUUGUUUAUCUAUCUAAUUGUGCUGUGCUUUUCACCACCUACAAGAGAUCCAUGUCGACCAGCUGACUAUACGCAAUUAUUGGAGCCUACAGCUGAAACAGAUGAUGAAAAUUAUUACCAUGAAGCCACAAGUAGUUUGGGAGACUCCACCUUUGUGCCAGUCAGAGCUGGUGAAACUACGGAUAGCGAUGAUGCGGCCCCCAGAGCAGUACGAUUCAAUAAAGUUGCAGAGGUGCGCGUGAUGUCAGCUGCGAUGGCGGGCGAGGCGCUGCUGGCGCGGCUGUCGUGGUCGGCCUCACUGCGCGCCUCCGAGCACGCGCAGCGUCGCGCAGCCGCCGCCGCCACCAAGCGGCAUCUACGACUAGCACUCGUCUUCUCUGUGCCUUGGUUCAUAUCGAACUAUCUGUACCGAGUGAGUUUACUGCACACGUCCACGAGCUCCGCCAUCACAUACACGUCGACGGCGAGUGCCAUCGCUCUAUCAUUGGGUGCGAUGUUCUCACAAGUGCCCACAGACAGGUUCAACGUGUCCAAGUCUAUUGCAGUACUGUGCACUGCGGCGGGACUUGUGGUGUUAGGGUUGUCGGAGAGCAGGACAGGGAACUGGACUGGCGUGCUGGCCGCGCUGGGCGCCUCGCUCUGCUACGCCGUGCAUCUCCUCCUCUUCCGACACGAGCUGAGGAAAGGAGACGGCAUCAAUUCUGUACUACUCAUUGGUGUGGUGGGGAGCGCGUGUGGCUGUCUGGCGUGGGCUAUGGGGGGCGUGCUGGUGGCCACCGGCCUUGAGACAGCAGACCUGCCCCCACCAAACCUCUGGACUUGGCUGUUACUGGACGCGGUUCUGGGCCCUCUGCUGCUGGACUCGCUGUGGAUUUGGGGCAGAUCUCUGACGUCAAAUAAGACGGCGAGCGGAAUGCUGGCGCUGAGCGUGCCGCUGGGGGCGUGUGUGGAGGCGUGGCGUGGGGCGGGGGCGGGGGCCGGGGCUGGGGCAGGGGGCGCGGUGUGCAGGUUGGCGGCCGCACUGCUGGCAGCUGCGGGCUGGGCAGCGCUCGACUUGCCCCGUCUGCCCCAUUUGCCCCAUUUCCCCUGCCUCACUACGCGACUCCGACCCACAGACGGAUUCUCGAGUAUAAGAAAUAUAGCAGAACUUGACGAACAAUCAGAAGCGCUGAUGUCGUCGGAGGAGCCGACGUAACUCUGCGGAACUGAGUGCUUGUCACAAGCACGAAUAACGCAACACACCUAUUUCAUAAUUCCUAUACAUGUUAUGAUAUAACAAGCCCGUUUUCAUUAUUUUAUAACCCAGAGUAGAAACUAGGUACUUCCUACUAAGACGCAAUCGAUGUAGGUGGUCCUUCG